AUCCCUCCGCGGGGCGAGAGGGUCGGUGGGGGGAGUCGGCGUCUCUCUCCCCCGCGCCAGCUCCCGUACACGGAGCCGCAUUCCUUGGCCCCCCCACCCCCCUCCCUCGGGGCCCCCCCGCCCCCCUCGGGAAAAAAAUCCACCCCAAAUCACUCGAACCCGAGGGAGGUUUCCUUUCACCCUCGGGGAGACGCGCUCUCCACGGUUCCCUCUCAGCCGUCUCCCCCAAGCCCCCGUCCCCUCCCCUGCUCCCACCCCCUUCUCCCGGCGCCGGGUGCAAGGUCCCUUUAAGGCGACGGCGCCUUCCUCGGGUCAGACUACCGGCGGCGACGACCACGGGAGCAUGGCGGACACCGACCUCUUUAUGGAAUGUGAGGAGGAGGAGCUGGAGCCAUGGCAGAAAAUCAGCGAUGUCAUUGAGGAUUCUGUCGUUGAAGAUUAUAAUUCAGUGGAUAAAACUACUACAGUUUCUGUGAGCCAGCAGCCAGUCUCGGCUCCAGUGCCCAUCGCUGCCCAUGCUUCUGUUGCUGGGCACCUCUCUACAUCCACCACCGUUAGUAGCAGCGGGGCACAGAACAGCGACAGUACAAAGAAGACUCUUGUCACACUAAUUGCCAACAACAAUGCUGGCAAUUCUUUGGUCCAACAAGGUGGACAGCCGCUCAUCCUAACCCAGAAUCCAACCCCAGGUCUGGGUACAAUGGUUACUCAACCAGUAUUGAGGCCUGUCCAGGUCAUGCAGAAUGCCAAUCAUGUGACUAGUUCUCCUGUGGCCUCACAACCAAUAUUCAUCACUACGCAGGGAUUUCCUGUAAGAAAUGUCCGGCCUGUACAAAAUGCGAUGAAUCAGGUUGGGAUUGUGCUGAACGUACAGCAAGGCCAAACAGUUAGACCAAUAACACUAGUCCCAGCUCCAGGUACCCAGUUUGUUAAGCCGACAGUUGGAGUCCCACAAGUGUUCUCUCAGAUGACCCCAGUGAGGCCAGGCUCCACGAUGCCUGUGCGGCCCACCACCAACACCUUCACCACCGUCAUCCCGGCCACUCUGACCAUUCGAAGCACCGUCCCACAGUCGCAGUCCCAGCAAACCAAGUCCACACCCAGCACCUCCACCACUCCCACCGCCACACAGCCAACCUCACUGGGGCAGCUGGCUUCUCAGCCUCCAGGCCAAUCCAGCCAGACACCCAAUCCCAAGCUAGCUCCCUCCUUCCCCUCUCCACCUGCAGUGAGCAUUGCCAGCUUUGUCACUGUGAAGCGACCCGGGGUUACAGGUGAAAAUAGCAAUGAAGUAGCCAAACUGGUGAAUACCCUUAACACCAUCCCUUCCCUGGGCCAGAGUCCUGGGCCAGUGGUGGUAUCCAACAACAGCUCUGCCCAUGGCUCCCAGAGAACUAGCGGACCUGAGUCUUCAAUGAAAGUGACCUCUUCCAUCCCAGUGUUCGACCUCCAGGAUGGUGGACGGAAAAUAUGUCCACGAUGUAAUGCUCAAUUCCGUGUUACCGAAGCUUUGAGAGGUCACAUGUGUUACUGUUGCCCAGAAAUGGUGGAAUACCAGAAGAAAGGAAAGUCUCUGGAUUCAGAACCCAGUGUCCCAUCAGCAGCAAAGCCCCCGUCCCCUGAGAAAACUGCUCCUGUUGCUUCCACACCCUCUUCCACACCUAUUCCUGCUCUGUCCCCACCUACCAAAGUACCAGAGCCAAAUGAGAAUGUGGGUGAUGCUGUCCAGACCAAACUCAUCAUGCUAGUAGAUGACUUCUACUAUGGACGGGAUGGUGGCAAAGUGGCCCAACUCACAAACUUCCCUAAGGUCGCCACGUCUUUCCGAUGUCCACAUUGUACCAAAAGGCUAAAAAACAACAUUCGAUUCAUGAACCAUAUGAAACACCACGUAGAACUUGAUCAGCAGAAUGGUGAGGUAGAUGGUCAUACCAUCUGCCAACACUGUUAUCGCCAGUUUUCCACGCCCUUCCAGCUCCAGUGCCACUUGGAAAAUGUUCAUAGUCCUUAUGAAUCGACUACCAAGUGCAAGAUCUGUGAGUGGGCGUUUGAGAGUGAGCCACUAUUUCUCCAGCAUAUGAAGGAUACUCAUAAGCCUGGAGAGAUGCCUUAUGUCUGCCAGGUGUGUCAAUAUCGCUCCUCACUCUACUCUGAGGUAGAUGUCCAUUUUCGGAUGAUCCAUGAGGAUACUCGGCAUCUGCUCUGCCCUUAUUGCCUGAAGGUCUUCAAAAAUGGCAAUGCAUUCCAACAGCAUUACAUGAGGCACCAGAAGAGGAAUGUUUAUCACUGCAACAAAUGCCGGCUGCAGUUUCUCUUUGCAAAGGACAAAAUUGAACACAAGCUUCAGCACCAUAAAACCUUCCGUAAACCCAAGCAGCUAGAAGGUUUGAAACCAGGCACCAAGGUGACAAUCCGGGCUUCCCGAGGACAGCCACGAACUGUUCCUGUUUCCUCCAAUGAUGCACCUCCCAGCACCUUGCAGGAGGCAGCACCACUGACCUCCUCAACAGACCCUCUGCCUGUCUUCCUUUAUCCCCCUGUCCGGCGCAACAUCCAGAAGAGAGCUGUUAGGAAAAUGAGUGUCAUGGGCCGACAGACAUGUCUAGAGUGCAGCUUUGAGAUCCCAGAUUUCCCUAAUCAUUUCCCCACUUAUGUUCACUGCUCUCUGUGUCGCUAUAGCACCUGCUGCUCUCGAGCCUAUGCCAACCACAUGAUCAACAAUCAUGUUCCACGCAAGAGCCCCAAGUAUUUGGCUUUGUUUAAAAAUUCUGUGAGUGGAAUCAAGCUGGCUUGCACUUCAUGUACCUUUGUUACCUCUGUGGGAGAUGCCAUGGCCAAGCAUUUGGUAUUCAACCCCUCUCACAGAUCCAGCAGCGUCCUGCCACGGGGACUCACUUGGAUAUCUCACUCAAGACAUGGCCACACUCGUGACCGAGUACAUGACCGGAGCUUGAAGAAUAUAUAUCCUCCUCCUGCCUUCCCCUCUAAUAAAACUGCCACUGUGAAAUCUGUGGGGGCCACCCCAGCUGAGCCUGAAGAGCUGCCGCCUCCUUUGGCCCAAGCACUCCCAUCCCCAGCCUCAACCGCAACCCCACCGCCAACCCCAACUCAGCCCCAGCUUUUAGCCCUCCCACCCUUGGCCACAGAGGGGGCCGAAUGUCUGAAUGUGGAUGACCAGGAUGAAGGUAGCCCGGUCAUCCAGGAGCCUGAGCAGGCCACAGGGGGUGGUAGUGGCAGUGGAGUUGGAAAGAAGGAGCAGCUGUCUGUGAAGAAGCUUCGAGUGGUCCUGUUUGCCCUGUGCUGCAAUACAGAACAGGCUGCUGAACACUUCCGAAAUCCACAGCGACGGAUCCGUCGUUGGCUUCGGCGCUUCCAGGCCUCCCAGGGGGAGAAUCUGGAGGGCAAAUAUCUGAGCUUAGAAGCAGAAGAGAAGCUGGCUGAGUGGGUGUUAACCCAGCGAGAGCAGCAGCUACCUGUGAAUGAGGAGACCUUGUUCCAGAAAGCUACCAAAAUAGGACGUUCUUUGGAGGGAGGGUUUAAGAUCUCUUAUGAGUGGGCUGUGCGCUUCAUGCUCCGGCACCACCUGACCCCCCAUGCCCGGCGAGCUGUGGCCCACACCCUACCUAAGGAUGUGGCAGAGAAUGCAGGACUCUUCAUUGAAUUCGUGCAACGACAGAUUCACAACCAGGACUUACCCUUGUCCAUGAUUGUGGCUAUUGAUGAGAUCUCCUUGUUCCUAGAUACAGAGGUGCUAAGCAGUGAUGACCGAAAGGAGAAUGCCCUGCAGACAGUGGGCACGGGGGAACCUUGGUGUGACAUGGUGCUGGCCAUUCUGGCCGAUGGCACUGUCCUCCCCACCCUGGUUUUCUACCGAGGACAAAUGGAUCAGCCUGCUAACGUGCCGGACUCGAUACUGCUGGAGGUGAAGGAGAGUGGCUACAGUGAUGACGAGAUCAUGGAGCUGUGGUCAGCCCGAGUGUGGCAGAAGCACACAGCGUGCCAGCGCAGCAAAGGCAUGCUUGUGAUGGACUGUCAUCGCACUCACUUGUCGGAAGAGGUGCUGGCUAUGCUAAGUGCCUCUAGCACCUUGCCUGCAGUGGUCCCGGCGGGCUGUAGCUCCAAAAUCCAGCCGUUAGAUGUGUGCAUCAAACGAACCAUCAAGAACUUUCUGCACAAAAAGUGGAAGGAGCAGGCUCGGGAAAUGGCAGAUACUGCAUGUGAUUCCGACGUCCUGCUUCAACUGGUGCUGGUCUGGCUGGCUGAGGUGUUGGGCGUCAUUGGGAACUGUCCAGAGCUGGUGCAGCGGUCCUUCCUCGUGGCCAGUGUCCUACCUGGCCCUGAUGGCAACAUUAACUCACCCACUAGAAACGCUGACAUGCAGGAGGAGCUCAUCGCCUCCCUAGAGGAGCAGCUGAAGCUGAGUGGGGAACAGUCUGAGGAGCCCUCAGCUUCCACUCCCCGACCCAGAUCAUCUCCUGAAGAGACAGUUGAGCCUGAGAGCCUUCACCAGCUCUUUGAGGGUGAAAGCGAGACCGAGUCCUUUUAUGGAUUUGAAGAAGCUGACCUAGAUCUGAUGGAGAUUUGAGUGCUGGGGUAACCCUAUUGUAGUAGGCUUUCACAGACUGGGACAUGCUCAAGAUGUGAUGGGCCUGGUGGUACAGGUGUGACAUUUGUUACCACCUCUUUCUCCUCACCUCCAUUUUUUGGUUUUUUAACCCCAGCACACUAUAAUAUAGUGAACUGGAGUGAUUCCCACCCAUGAACAGCUUGGCCAGCUUCAUGAACCCAUGGCAUCUGGAAAGUGAACUGAAGAUCCAUCUGCUCUUGGCCUGCUCUUCCCCAGCUUUCUGCCUGAUGCCAUUUUGACAGAACACGGACCUUGAAGUCAUCCUUUUGCCUUUGAGAAAGUUCAAGAACUAUGGUCAACUCUAUCUACAGUGACCGAAUCCUCUUUGGUAGUCUCCGCAGCAGCCCCAGCCUCAGCAGAGCUGGGUCUCUGGCCUCUGCAUUAUUUGACUUUCCUGAUGGGUAAUUUUUUUAAGACCAUAAGACCAACAGUGGAUCAGCUGGGUUUUGGCCAGGAAGUUAUCUUUGUGGAUUCCGCCCGCAUGGCUUAGUAGUAGAAGGAAGUUUUUUUUUUGUUUGUUUUUUUGUUUUUUUUUUAUAAUUCAGUUUAAU
Molecule: messenger RNA, 5178 nt
Organism: Leopardus geoffroyi (Geoffroy's cat)
Lineage: Eukaryota; Metazoa; Chordata; Mammalia; Carnivora; Felidae
Gene: POGZ
Product: pogo transposable element derived with ZNF domain
Exons: 20
Coding region: 344-4585 (1413 amino acids)
Biological process (GO): regulation of DNA-templated transcription
Molecular function (GO): DNA-binding transcription factor activity, RNA polymerase II-specific; RNA polymerase II cis-regulatory region sequence-specific DNA binding
Source: RefSeq, a predicted model, not a curated record